Messenger RNA from Mustela lutreola (European mink), 1425 nucleotides. RefSeq names its product otolin 1 (gene OTOL1). The coding region runs from base 1 to 1425 and encodes 474 amino acids. NCBI's taxonomy places the organism in Eukaryota, Metazoa, Chordata, Mammalia, Carnivora, Mustelidae. Gene Ontology annotation, molecular function: protein binding. The record is from RefSeq and is a predicted model, not a curated record. The transcript has 4 exons.
AUGUGGAUGUUUUCUUGGCUUUGUGCCAUUUUAAUUAUUUUGGCGAUUGCUGGUAUGGACACAGUAGCAAAGACCACACCACAUACUAAAUUUACGAAGAAAUCUGAGGGAAAAGAGAUGCUGAAGGGUCUCAAGCCGUCCAGUGGCCCAGCUCCAGAAGAAAAGGAAGUUCCUUUCAUGGAAGCUGCUGAACUGACAAAAGCGGCCCCAAGCCCCUCAGCCCCAGAGUCUGCCUUCGAUGCUGCCACUCUCUUCCCCUUCGAAAACUUCACUCUUGACACGGCUGAUAUCUUUUUGAACUGCUGUGAUUGUUGUUCAUUUGUACCAGGGCCAAAAGGAGAACCCGGACAGACUGGAAAGCCAGGUCUUAAGGGAGAGGCUGGUGAUUUGGGGAUCCCAGGGCCACCAGGAGUUGUCGGACCCCAAGGUCCAAAAGGCCAGAAAGGAGAGAAGGGACUAAAGGGAGAACGUGGGGACCCAGGAACAAGCGGAGUUCCAGGAUACCCCGGAAAGCCUGGAGAACCAGGUGGCCUUGGUCCUAAAGGGGAUAGAGGAAACAUUGGACCAGCGGGACUGAAAGGACAAAAAGGCUCCAAGGGGGACACGUGUGCAAAUGGUACCCAAGGAGAUAAAGGAGACCAGGGGGCUGUGGGCUCACCAGGCUCGAGCGGAGAGCCUGGGGCCAAGGGGGAGAAGGGCGAGAUGGGGGAUAAGGGCUACUGUGGAGCGUCCGGGGAGAGGGGAGCAAAAGGAGAAAAAGGUGAGGACGGUCUGAAAGGAGAAAAAGGUAGCAAAGGAGACACUGGAACAGAAGGUAAAGGCGGCCCAGAUGGCCUGCCUGGGGCCCCAGGGGAUCCAGGGGUUAAAGGAGAAAAGGGAGAGUUGGGUCCGCCUGGUCCUGUGGGACCCGCGGGGCCAAAAGGUGAGCUUGGGAGCAAAGGGGUCCGGGGAUCUAUCGGCAAGAAGGGCUCUCGGGGCCUCAAAGGCUCUAAGGGGGAGGUGGCCAGAGCCAUGCGGUCAGCUUUCAGUGCUGCCUUAUCCAAGCCUUUCCCUCCUCCCAACAUCCCGAUCAAGUUUGACAAGGUUCUCUAUAAUGACCAAGGGAAUUACAGCCCCAUCACUGGCAAAUUUAACUGUAGUAUUCCUGGGGCAUAUGUUUUUUCCUAUCACGUCACUGUGAGGGGCCGACCUGCUCGCAUCAGCCUGGUGGCCUGGAAUAAGAAGCGCUUCAAGUCCCGAGAAACGCUCUAUGGUCAUGAAAUAGACCAGGCCUCUCUCCUCAUCAUCCUGAAAUUAAGCGCAGGGGACCAAGUCUGGUUGGAAGUUUCAAAAGAUUGGAAUGGUGUAUAUGUCAGCCCUGAGGAUGACAGCAUUUUUACUGGGUUCCUUUUGUACCCAGAGGAAAAUUCUGGAAUUUCACCAUAA